AAUCUCUCUUCGUCUAUAAAUAUGAACAAAUCAGUUCUCAAAUUCGGCAGUUUCUGAUAAUUUUUCAACCAAAUUCUGCAGUUCCAGCUGCGGAACUCUUCACGAAGAACAGAGCCUCUUUUUCUCGCCCAAUUCGUUUUCUUUCCCGAGAAAGUGAUGGAAAAUUCCAAAUUGUUGCAGAGUAAUCUAUCUCGAAAAGGGUCUCAGCGUGGCGGCGAUAUGAUGAUUGCUACCAGUUCCGCUCCUAUGGCGGAAAAAUCAGCGACGGCGGCGGCGGCGGAGGUGGCAUUGGUAGUUGGGUCUGCAAAAGACCAUCUGGGUGUUCAACAAUUUCAUCAUCAAAUCACUAUAACCACCGGCACCACGGCGGCGCCGGAUGAACAUGCUCUGUUUCGAAGAAACAGUUUCAGGAGGUCUUCUUCUUCCUGGUUUUUGGAUCCGAAGAAAGUUCUUCUCUUCUUUGCCACUGUGUCAUGUAUAGGAAGUAUGGUGCUGAUAUGCUUCACUCUGGCCAUCGGAAAACCCACCGCCGGCGAACUGGAGUUCCAUUAACGGCGAGGAAACCAAGAACUGCCAUGGCAACACGAUGAAAAAUGUUUGUACAAAGCGAUAGAAAUAACGAGAAAGACAAAAGGGCAGCUUCAAAGUAAAGAGGUACAUACAGCACUCAUAUGCGACAGAAGGAAGAAAGUGACUAACAAAAGGAAUCUUUCUCGAGCCCCUCGUAUCCUUCAACCGAUAACUAUAUUUCAGCUAAUCGAGCUUUUUCGUUUCUCCCAAAGGGUAUUAAAAAAAAGUUGAUAUGAACCAAACUAUCAACUUCGAACAAAAUGUGAAUAAAAAUG
Cucurbita pepo subsp. pepo (vegetable marrow) is the source of this 845-nucleotide messenger RNA. RefSeq lists its product as uncharacterized. NCBI's taxonomy places the organism in Eukaryota, Viridiplantae, Streptophyta, Magnoliopsida, Cucurbitales, Cucurbitaceae. The record is from RefSeq and is a predicted model, not a curated record.